Messenger RNA from Tribolium castaneum (red flour beetle), 1475 nucleotides. RefSeq names its product cytochrome P450 9e2-like. Lineage: Eukaryota; Metazoa; Arthropoda; Insecta; Coleoptera; Tenebrionidae. The record is from RefSeq and is a predicted model, not a curated record. Gene Ontology annotation, molecular function: heme binding; oxidoreductase activity, acting on paired donors, with incorporation or reduction of molecular oxygen; iron ion binding. The coding region runs from base 1 to 1443 and encodes 480 amino acids. The transcript is spliced from 4 exons.
AUGUGGUACGUUUAUUUGUUCAUUUUUUGUGGGUUUUUGGCCCUUUUCAUUUAUUACAAAAUAAUCAAACCGGCGAAUUUUUGGAAAAAACGUAAUGUGCCCCAUGAGUCAACUUUUGCCCUCCUUCAAAGAAAACACCCAGCGACAAUUUUGACCCAACUGUACCAAAAACACAAAGACCAAAGAUACGUCGGGUAUUUGCAACUCAAUCACCCUUUUCUAAUGAUACGUGACCUUGAACUGAUCAAACAACUCACAGUCAAAGACUUUGAGUCGUUCCAUGACCAUUACCCGUUCAGCUAUGCCAAAAAUGACCCUAUUUUGGGCAAAAGCUUGCUCAUGUUAAACGGCCAAGACUGGAAGCAGAUGAGGGCGACCUUAAGCCCGGCUUACACAACAAAUAAGUUGAAAAACAUGCACCAACUGAUGACAGAAUGCGCCCAAAACUUUGUGGGCCAUUUCAAAGGCCGGGAAAAAGUGGCUGUUGACAUGAAGGACAUUUUUACGCGUUUUACAACCGAUGUGAUCGCUUCCACGGCCUUUGGCAUCAAAACCGACUCACUUAACCAACCAAAUAACCGAUUUUUCCUCAUGGCCAAGUCCUUGUCCAAGUUUGGGUUCAUCCAAGUUGUGAAAAUUUUGAUUUCUUCGUUUGCCAAAGUCGGGAUUUUUCCGUCAAGUGUUGUGAGUUAUUUUGGCACAAUUAUUAAGAGUAAUAUUCGGGAGAGGAAACAAAGUGGUAUUGUGAGACCAGACAUGAUCCACUUGAUGUUAGAAGCCAACAAAGGCCAAGCAAAUCAACUCACAGAUGACGACAUUGUGGCCCAAGCCAUGACUUUCUUUUUCGCUGGCUUUGAAACUGUGGCAACAGCUUGCUCCUUCAUGGCCUACGAACUGGCCAUUCAUCCCGAAAUUCAGCAAAAACUCCAAGCGGAAAUUGACUCAGUUGGCGGUGUUACGUACGAGAGUCUCCUCUCGAUGAAGUUUCUGGAUCAGGUGGUGUCAGAAAGUUUAAGGUUGUGGCCGCCAGGGUUUCAAAUCGAACGCAUGUGUACCAAGAGUUACAAAAUCGAGCCCAAAAAUCACAAUGAAAAGGGGAUUGUUUUGGAAGAAGGGGUUUCACUUAUUAUUCCAGUGAUUGCGCUACAUCGCGAUCCGGAUUUGUUCCCGGAACCGGACCGGUUUGAUCCGGAACGUUUUAGUGAAGCUAAUAGGAGUACAAUCGUUCCGGGGAGUUAUCUGCCGUUUGGGGUAGGCCCCCGGAAUUGCAUUGCCUCAAGGUUUGCCUUACUUGAAAUCAAGACACUGUUUUUCCAUAUGUUAUCAAAAUUUGAUAUUGUGCCCAUUGACACCACUCAAAUCCCUCUUAAACUAAGCACCAAGAAAAUGCAUUUGGAACCGGAGAAAGGAUUCAGACUAGGAAUAAGACCAAGAAAAGUCUAAGCUAUUUAUUAAAAUAAAAAAUACAACUACAA